Messenger RNA from Chaetomium fimeti, 2022 nucleotides. RefSeq lists its product as uncharacterized. Bases 1 to 2022 code for a protein of 673 amino acids. The record is from RefSeq and is a predicted model, not a curated record. The transcript has 6 exons. NCBI's taxonomy places the organism in Eukaryota, Fungi, Ascomycota, Sordariomycetes, Sordariales, Chaetomiaceae.
AUGGCCUCGCAAACACCCAACUGGGUCCCUUGGCAAGGACCUGCCCCGCCGCCGCCGCCUGCCCCUGCUCCUUUCCCGGUGAACCGAGGAUCAUUCCCUUUCCCACCGUCUCCUCAUCCCACUAUUCAUGAUGCCGAAGACGAUGACAUGACGGAUGGGAGCUACUCGGAUGACGAGUCGAACAGUGGUUCUGACCAAGAGGAGGAGGAUGAACCCGAGGAGGCCACACCCAACGUCGGGCGACCAAGAGAAUUCGUGGCACCUGCGAAUGCGAAACCCCAGGGCAACCACUGGGUCCCUCCUCCUGGGCCUCCCCAGCCCCCAGGGCAGGGGUCACCACUUGAUGUUCUCACCGAGAUCAGGAAGAUGAUCAAAGAGGAGUUGAAGCAGGCGCCGAGUCCCACGCCACAUGAAGGCAAUGCCAUCAAGGACCCGGCCUCAACCGGUCCCUCCCUUCGCCCCCGCUCCGCGCGGGUUUCCUCCUCAACAAGCACCGAACGCACCGCCAUUUCCUCGGCAGCCCCCUGGCUGCCAGACCCGCCCAAGGAGCUGAGUGCCAUUGAUAGAAAAUGGGGAGUGCUGUUCGACAAGGACGACGUUCCCACCAAGAGAUGGGAACAGGUCAUGGAGGAGUUCAUGCCGCAGAAUACGUUAGUAGUGACACCGGGGAAAAUGGCUGCGUUCUACUCGCACCAUAAACUCGAGCUGGAAGCCUUUCCUUUCACAGAAAUCUUCCGCGGCCGCCAGGGUGCGCCGCCCGCUAGACUAGCGGAGCUGUACCAACAGCUGGGAUGUGAAUACUAUCUCGUCCCGGCUGAGCCCAAGGCCCGGCCUACUGUGCCAGGCUUGACCCCCGCGGGUUGGGCACGAUGGAUGACGCUGGCCAUGCGGGCCUACCCCAACGAGGAAUCACAGCGGUUAGCCAUGGUCGUCGCGGCCUUACCUAUCAACGCCGACACUCUCUUCGACAUCAAACCGGAGCGUCUGCCCAAACAGAUCUCCCGCCACCUGCUGCCAGAGAGAGCCGAUCGUCAAUCCCGAGUUCUCCUAAGUAGUACUCUCAAGAACCACCUCGACGCCACAACACAACCACCCCCCCGCUCACCCGGCAAGCCGCUCCCAGAAUUCAUCCAGCUCAACCCCAUCGAGCCGGACAGAGAGAGGCGCAUACCCCGCCCGCCCAGCCCUCGCAGCCGCUACCGGCCCACGGGAGGGAUCCCGUCCCCGCCCCCCUCCCAAGCAGGAGACGACGACGACGACCACCCCCGCCGACGCCCCGACCGCGAUCGGGACCACGGCGGCCGGGAGAGGGAGAGGGAGCGCACCUACCGCGACGGCGCCGGCCGCCUGCGCACCUACGAGAGCAACGGCUCGGCGCGCCGCGACCCCCUCCCUCACCUGCCUCCUCUCCAUCCCGCAAAUCCCGCACAUCCUGCACAUCCUUCCCACCCGCCCUUGUCCUCCAACCGGCCGCCCCCUCCGCCGGCUCAUCGCAGGCAUUCCAUGUCUGGCGGCGUCACGGUUGGUGGGGGGAGGGGCCACGCGGAGAGAGGGUAUACGUGGGGGCCUCUACCGCGGUCGUCGUCUGAUUCGGCGAUGGAGGCGAGGAGGGAAAGGGGGGAUUCGAGGGAUGGGGGCCGUGAGGUUAGGGAGAGGGAGAGGGAUCAUGGGAGAGAGAGGGAGAGGGAGAGGGAAAUGGGGAGAGAGAGGCAUAGAGAUCCUAGGGACAGGGAGCGGGAUAGGGAACGUGAAAUGGAUCGAGAGAGAGUAAGAGAGAGAGAGGCUAGGCUGAGAGGACGAGAGAGUGGAAGAGAGCAGAGGGAGAGACCCCGAGAGAGACGGUCAGCGUCUGCUGCUGGGUUCCCAGAGCGAAGGGGCAGUGGUGGGAGUCGCAAGCCACCGGUGGUGGUGAAAAAUGGAAGAGAGAAGUCAUCGCGGGAUCGAAAUGGUGGCGGUGGUAUCUUCUCGACCAAGAAUGCGUUGACGUUUUGUCGCGUUGGUUUGUCUUUGUUGGACGGUUGA